Molecule: messenger RNA, 1422 nt
Organism: Psilocybe cubensis
Lineage: Eukaryota; Fungi; Basidiomycota; Agaricomycetes; Agaricales; Agrocybaceae
Exons: 7
Coding region: 1-1422 (473 amino acids)
Molecular function (GO): oxidoreductase activity
Source: RefSeq, a predicted model, not a curated record
AUGGUCAACCGACUUAUUGUUGAGGGCGCUGUACCCAAGGUCUCGGGACAGGCACCAGAGCGACUCGAAAUCUCUGUCUUCCUCAAAGAUAUCCGACAAUUCUCUCUUUAUAUCCAAGCUCUUGUCGCCCUUUAUAGUCAAGAUAGAAACGAUCCAGCAUCUUUUUGGCAAAUUGCUGGAAUACACGGUCAACCAUACGUCGACUAUGAUGGCACACCAUGCGACGGGAAUGAAUAUUGCGUUCACAGCACGGAUCUGUUCUCACCGUGGCAUCGGCCAUAUGUCGUUCUCUUUGAGCAAGAGAUCCAGAAGUUGGCCCGGGAAAUUGCGUCAACGUACAAGUACGAUUGCGACUCGUGGAUGGAAUCAGCAGCUGCGUUACGCCAGCCGUACUGGGGCUGGGAUAAGAUGGAGAGCGUAGUUCCUCCUGACGAAAUCAUCGUGGAGACAAAUGUUCAAAUUAUGAAGCCAGAUUGCAAAUCACUAGUAUUUGUUCCGAAUCCUUUCUUGACGUACUACUACCCCGAAGGAGGAAACUCUUCCUUUGUUGAACAUUUCAAAUUUCGGCCAAAUACUUCGCGGUACCCAAACACAAACUGGAUCUCGCAGACAACGAUGUUGAAGGCGGCGCUUCGAGCAGAAGCUCCAGCAAUUGUAGAAAACACACAAAGGCUGUUCUCGCUGAAGACAUGGCACGAUUUUACUCUGGGAAGCAAUGGAACCACAGGUCUAGAGGGCAUCCAUAACACCAUCCAUUCCACUACAGGCGGUGCGAAAGGUAACAUGGCGUACAUUGAAGUAGCAGGCAAGUUUAAAGUAGAAAGAAAAACUCAAACCGACUACUGGCAAUCUCCCGGCAUCGUUGAUACAGCGGAUACCUUCAAUUAUCAAUACGCAGGGAGAGCACCUAAAGCCUCUUCCUCAGAAGAUGUCGCAGAGCCCGCAGAGGUAGCGCUUGAAGAAUAUUCACACGCGCCCACAAGUGGCACAAUUUUAGAAUGGAGUAUUCGCGUGCAAUGCAAACCAUUCGCACUAGGCGGCAGUUUCUCGGUGUACAUCUUCCUCGCCCCCACGGUGCCCCCCACUGAUUCCGCCCAAUGGCUUUUCGACCCCACGUUCGCCGGAACGGUCGAUGUCUUCGCCAACACAAAUCCUGAGCAAUGUGCGAACUGCACAAGCCAUGCGAAUGAGCUGAUCAAGGGCUUUGUGCACAUCAAUCGUAUAUUCAAGAGUCGAUCCGGAGCGCAUUCCAUCGACCCUGACGCUGUUUUGCCUUAUCUUAGAAGCAACUUGAGCUGGGGCGUGGUCAAGGCGUCGGGAGAAGUGGUUGAGAUUGAAAAAUUACCGUCACUUGAGGUGACGGCCAUGUACACGCCGCUCAAACCUGAAAUCACUCGGGGUCGGACUGGAGGACAUCUUUAA